Messenger RNA from Aspergillus aculeatinus CBS 121060, 946 nucleotides. RefSeq names its product DUF4267 domain-containing protein. The coding region runs from base 380 to 787 and encodes 135 amino acids. The transcript has 2 exons. The record is from RefSeq and is a predicted model, not a curated record. NCBI's taxonomy places the organism in Eukaryota, Fungi, Ascomycota, Eurotiomycetes, Eurotiales, Aspergillaceae.
AACAAAUAAGGUAUGGAAACGCCCGGCUCUGUGGGGGCCCAGCUGCGUAGCAUGAUAAGCAGGCUUCAUGCGCCUUGGGCUUAGUGCUUACAGUCCCACGCUGUACUCGUGGCUAGAGGUUAGACGAGCCUGCCACUAAUAUUCCGAUCUCGCUGAAUUCCCCACCCGGAGCAACGCAUCGGUCGAUUAUCUCCGAUGAUGAGAGUCACUGUGAUGAACCGCCUGAAAACGUGCAUAGAAAGGUUGCUCUAGCGUUUCUCCUCCACAGCAGGUUUAAAUUCACCAACCGCCCUUCUCUCAUAUUCGUAGCAAGCAAGGACUCUCUCCUCCCCAACCUGUCUGUUCCCUCUCACAUAAUCAGAGAUUCACAAUUGCGCCCAUGGCAGCCACCGUCACCAGCCAUGUCCCCGCCUACACCCUCGGAACUCUCAGCAUGGCUCUGGGUCUGAACGCCAUCUUUCGCCCUGCGGCAGAGUAUCCGCGUUUCGGGUUGCCGUUGGAACACGGCGGCGGUCAGACUCCACCGCACCGGGGCUCCGCCGUCUCCCCGCUCAUGUAUCUGAAAGGCAUCCGGGAGAUCAGCUAUGGCCUGUUGCUCAUCGGGUUAAAAUCCCAGGGCCAAGAGACGGCCGUCACGACGUUGGCGGCGGUGAUGGCCUGUGUAGGGCUGGCGGACGGCGUCGUGGUGUGGUGUUGUGGAGGUGCGGACCGGAGACAGAGAGCUUGGGGUCAUUGGGGUACGUUCUUGGGGCUGGGAGCGUGGGCUUGCUACCGGGUUUCUUGUUGACGGAGCUGGUUGAGGCUCAGGUGAAAAGCACUUUGAUGGCCUCGUGUGGCAAAGGCGCAUUGGCGACUGCUGCACUGACGGCAGAAGUGAUGAAGAGAAUGGGACUAUUUCAAUCUGGACAAGCCGGAGAUAUAUAGUUCUUGGCAGAAAGUCUGCGUU